Prosopis cineraria is the source of this 1960-nucleotide messenger RNA. RefSeq names its product probable protein phosphatase 2C 49. Gene Ontology annotation, molecular function: protein serine/threonine phosphatase activity; cation binding. NCBI's taxonomy places the organism in Eukaryota, Viridiplantae, Streptophyta, Magnoliopsida, Fabales, Fabaceae. The record is from RefSeq and is a predicted model, not a curated record. Gene Ontology annotation, biological process: protein dephosphorylation. The transcript is spliced from 5 exons. Bases 366 to 1631 code for a protein of 421 amino acids.
CUAGCCUGCGAAUGGAAGGCUCAGUUGAAAUUCCCUGACCUACUUCGCCAAGGGAACUUUUGUCCAUAAACAGGGCUUCCUGUUUCGGUAACAGACCACAGUUUAAAAUUGAAGCAUUCCGGGAGGCUGCAAAAUAACUUCCCCAUAUUGCCCCCGGGCCCGCCUCUAUCACAUGUUACGUGUAAAGCAGCUUGCGUCCCUUCACGCUCGCAACUCCAUGUUUCAAAGGUCACGUGUCGGUCAGGCAACCCCUUCACGCGUGUCCAAAGAACGCCUCUCCAGAAACGUGUGGUGGGCGGAACUACACGUGUCCUUCGACCGAAUAAGUUUACCCUUCUGCCCUCCUCCUCCGCCCUGACCCUUUCAUGUAUGUGGCUGGUCAGCCCCACCUCCCUCCCCGAAAUUUGAUUCACAACAUCUCUGACUUUGAAGAAUCUGCGAGAAAAUUCCCGAGCAAGAACAGCAAGAGGAACACGGGCCUGCCUCUGUUGGAUGUACAGUAUAUUCCUAAAGCGAGCGGUAUUCGUGAGAACGAAGAACCACCUUUCGUCUCGCCCUCACCCGGGCCUCCCGGUCCUGACAAAGUUCGUGCUUCUGAUGCAGUCUCUGCCCCGUUACUGAAUUCACAGCAAGAUGUUAUAGCUGCAAAACAAGAUCCCCAUGCUUCUCUUGAUUCUGCUCUUGUGCAGUUUGUACCCAGCAUCCGUUCAGGCAGUUAUGCUGACAUUGGGCCGCGGAGAUACAUGGAAGAUGAGCAUAUAAUGAUAGACGAUUUGUCUUCUCACCUGGGAUCACUUUAUAAGUUCCCUAAACCAAGUGCAUUUUAUGGGGUGUUUGAUGGUCAUGGAGGAUCUGAAGCUGCAGUUUAUGUCCGAGAAAAUGUAAUAAGAUUUAUUUUCGAGGAUGCCAGCUUCCCACAAUCAUCUAAAGUUGAUAAUCUUUUCUUACAAGAAUUAGAGAACUCCCUCAGGAAGGCAUUCCUUUUGGCCGACUCAGCCUUGGCUGAUGAUCGUAGUGUGAGCAGCUCAUCAGGGACCACGGCACUUACAGCUUUGAUAUUUGGAAGGCUUCUGAUGGUGACCAAUGUGGGUGAUUGUCGAGCAGUUCUUUGCCGUAAAGGGGAGGCAAUUGACAUGUCUCAAGAUCACAGGCCUAUAUAUCCAUCGGAACGGAGGCGCGUUGAAGAAUCAGGUGGUUACAUAGACGAUGGCUAUCUUAAUGGGUUGUUGUCGGUUACUCGAGCUCUAGGGGACUGGGAUAUGAAGCUUCCACGGGGCUCUCCCACACCUCUGAUUGCAGAGCCAGAGUUUCGGCGAGUGGUUCUGACAGAGGACGAUGAAUUCCUCAUCAUAGGAUGUGAUGGAAUUUGGGAUGUCAUGUCCAGUCAGCAUGCGGUGAGUCUUGUUAGGAGAAGCCUGAGGCGGCAUGACGAUCCGGAGAAGGGUGCCAGAGACCUAGUCAUGGAAGCUUUGCGACUGAAUGCUUUUGACAAUCUCACAGUCGUUGUUGUGUGCUUCACGCCCCCUGAUUACAGGGAACUAUCACCCGCUCAGAGGUUGACACGUUGUAGCCUCUCUACAGAAGCACUUGGUUGCUUGAGGAGUUUGUUGGAAGGCAGUGCUAGCAACUGAGUUGAUGCAUAUACAAUUCGUCAAAUAGUGACAUUUUGGAGGUUUCAUUUUCUGUUUUUAGCUGCUUCAGAUUGGAUAACACGAAUAGCAGCAACCAUUUUUUGGUCCGGUGUCGGUUGCAUAGCUUAGGAGGUGGUUGACGGCGGUGUAAAUACCAAGUUGAAAUUAUCCAGUUUUGUAUGAAUUUGUAGUAUAUUUCGGAGGAUUUUUUUUCUGUUCUGAACACCUCGGUCUUAUUCACCCCUUGUUGGAAUGCGACUUGGUUGCAAGGCUCGAAUGUAAGCUGAAAAACGUGGGUUAAAUAAAAAUAAUAUAUGCUGUAACUAGAA